Molecule: messenger RNA, 2247 nt
Organism: Suillus fuscotomentosus
Lineage: Eukaryota; Fungi; Basidiomycota; Agaricomycetes; Boletales; Suillaceae
Exons: 7
Coding region: 1-2247 (748 amino acids)
Source: RefSeq, a predicted model, not a curated record
AUGUCUUCAGCAGCUGGAACCACUGCUCGUAGAACACGCACAAAUAACGCUGAUGCUUAUCCUGGUCAGGUUGUGCUCAAUGCAACUAGGAAACGACGUACCAAAGCUGAAAUAGCUGCUGACAACAAACGUCUCAAAGAAGACCUCAAAACAAAGGAACUAGCUGCCCUGCAAGGUAUCGAGCGCCUCGCAAAUAUACAGGCCAAAAUGGAGCAGGCACAGGCUUCUGAGGCAGUCAGAAAGCCAAAGCCAGUUAGACCACGUCCAGUUUCAGCCAAGGUGAUGUCUUCAUCACAGCCUCAACCAGCAGCCGCUGUGCAGGGUGGAGGACAUGGGGAUCAGAGAGAAGGUCAGGAAAAGCAGGGCCAGCUGACGGAAAAUAUUGGGGAGGAUGACAUGAAAGUUGAAGCAUUUGAGGGUGUUUCAAAACUGAAGCCUGGAAAGAAGUCACUCAGAGAUGCGGUUAAUGCGUGCUUGAAAUCAAUGAAUUCGAAGGCUGCUGAGCUUGCACGUGUUGAUCUCACAGACAGGAAAGGAAACUCUUUACCGAUGUCUGCUGUCAAAUCUUCAUAUAAUGGCCGUAUCAAGGCCUGGGCUUCAGAUGUGCCAAGUCCUUCAAGUUGUUCAUCCGAAAAUGGCGGCUCCCGGUGGUUGAUUUCUGUUUCAAAAGCCUCUGUCCCUCCAUCCACUAUAUUCUCCCACUCUGUGACAACGGCUACUUCAAACGUGACUAGCGUAAGCUCCAAAGCCAUUCCAGCAAAAGGUUCUGAUGUGUCUGCCAUUCCUAUCAGUGAUCUGGUUGGAGGAUUCGGCGAUGAAGACAUCAACGACUCAUACGAAUGCCAGGCUGCAUCUGAAGUGAUGAAGACAGGAAGACAACCGGUUGAGCCUAUCCUCCAGUUCGACAAUGUUACUGACUCGGAGUCUGAAGACGUCGAACCUGGCAGCAAGGCUGCUCGCUACUUGGCUGCAGAAAAGUCGAAUGGCAUUCCCCCACUGGCUACUCAGCCUCACCAACCUCACGUCACCCAAUUCGCAAGUGGUAUGAAAUGGAAAUUGGCGUCAGGGCCCAGCCUCAAAACCGUGGAGAGUUUUGAUGACCUGGAGGAGUCUUCACUAGCUAGCCUUAGCUUUGUCGGUGACACUGGAAUGUUGAUUGACUCGGACGAUCUGCAGGGAAUGCAGGAACCCAUGGUUGUUGAUAUCAAGAAGGCCCCACGAACGACAUCCUCGACUACCGUUAUGACUACUGAUGCUAAGGUACCACCUGCAAAGAAGGUCAAGACCGCGUUAAAGGUCAAGACCGAACAAACGGACCUGUCAGACACUCCCUUGGCGUCCACACAGGCGGAUAAUGGCCCUUGGGUUGAAAUGAUCAAGGCUUGGUCGUCCUACCGGAACACAGAUCUUCCUCCUGCUUGUCAGGACGGACGCUGGCCAAAAGUAUUUCUUCUGACCAUCUAUUUGUGGGCAGGAAGUCAGCCGAACCUUUGGAACAUUAGUGAUGACGCCCUCCUGGAAGCUAUUAACCAUAUCUUUCAAGUUGUCUAUCCAGAGGUCAAGUACGCACCCUCCUUGCAAGGCUCUGUUUUUGGUGUUACCAAUCAACGCCUCUCUGAGUGGCGCAGCAAUUUCGGCUCUACCACCAUCGCCAUCAUCAUUGACUUUAUGGCUCGGAAUGAUGACACUAACCCCAGUGACCUCGCUGAGUAUCUUCUUUUGGAUUUUGCAUUCCUUUAUGAAGACCUGGAUGUCAUUGACAAGAUGAAGACUUUCUGGUCCCCGUUUAUGCUCCAGCUGGUGGCCACCGGCCACCUCCAAGCAACAAUUGGCCAUGCCAAUGUUCCAGAGCUUAACACUGAGGCUCUCACUGCGAGCAGGAUUAGUGGUGUUGUUGGGAUAGCUGCUGCUGCGUUGGAACGUGCCCUCAAGAUCAUCAAAGACAAUGUAAUUAAUAUUGAGGAUGUACUUGCAGCUCCCCCGGCGCAACGCAAGCUCAUGGUCAAAACACCGAAGGUGUUGAACAAGGCCACCGGGAAGGAGACCUCGACUGCCCAUGCAUUUUCGGUAAACAAUUGGGGCCCAGCUACACACUCAUUUUCAAAGUCAGCUCAUCUGAAGGGCAAAGAUAUCAUGAGUGAUAUCACCUUGAUGUCCUGGAAGCUUCUCAAGAAAUCCAAGUCUGGACUUGAAGACUUCAUUUCUGACGACGACUCUGAAGAACUUGAUGUGUGCCUCUUGGUUUGA